UGUUGAGAGUAUCGUUAUGGGUAGAUGAGUUAGCAGGCAAAUUGCAAUUUUUCAAGGGUGUGUGGGUGGGCAAAUUACAAUUUGUCAAGAACAGAUGGGUGGAUAAUCAAGGAUGGGUGGGUGGUAAUCAAGGAUGGGUGAGUGGGUAA
This is a messenger RNA of Cetraspora pellucida, 149 nucleotides long. The record is from the annotation of a GenBank genome assembly. NCBI's taxonomy places the organism in Eukaryota, Fungi, Glomeromycota, Glomeromycetes, Diversisporales, Gigasporaceae.